This is a messenger RNA of Camelina sativa (false flax), 653 nucleotides long. Its product is annotated as large ribosomal subunit protein P2z. Gene Ontology annotation, biological process: cytoplasmic translational elongation. Lineage: Eukaryota; Viridiplantae; Streptophyta; Magnoliopsida; Brassicales; Brassicaceae. Gene Ontology annotation, molecular function: structural constituent of ribosome. The record is from RefSeq and is a predicted model, not a curated record. Gene Ontology annotation, cellular component: cytosolic large ribosomal subunit; ribosome.
UAUAAAUGAUAUAGUUUCCAUUUUUUCCGUACUUCUUCAUCAUCGCCGUCUACAAAAAUAAAACCCUAAACUCACACUCCGCCUCCUGCGAGAUCCAUCAACAUUUCCUCAAAAAUGAAGGUUGUCGCCGCGUUUUUGCUCGCCGUUUUGAGUGGGAAAGCUUCCCCAACCAGUACCGAUAUCAAGGAUAUUCUCGGAUCAGUUGGUGCUGAGACAGAGGACUCUCAGAUUGAGCUUUUGUUGAAGGAAGUGAAAGGAAAAGACUUGACUGAGCUUAUUGCUGCUGGAAGGGAGAAGCUUGCUUCAGUGCCGUCUGGUGGUGGUGGUGUUGCUAUGGCUUCUGCUCCAUCCGCUGGAGGAGGAGGCGGUGGUGCCCCUGCUGCUGAGUCCAAGAAAGAAGAGAAGAAGGAAGAGAAGGAAGAAUCCGAUGAUGACAUGGGUUUCAGUCUGUUCGAGUAACCUGGUAUGGUAGCAAAUGGAAUCCGGUUUUGUUGUACCCUUUUGAAAUCUACAUGUUUGUUGUUUAGUUUGUAUUCCAUUAUCUAUUUAGACCGUUGCUGAGAUUCACAGAUUUUUGACUCAGAACAUCAGUCUCACUUCACUUGUGAUUCGCAUUUUAUAUUUCAAGUUAUUGCCUCGGUUACAUGGUUUCA